AAUCCCACCUUGUUGACGUUAAAGGACAUUACGGACUUACUGCAGCUCAAGCCGACAGGCAAAUGUUGUCAAGCCUUUGACCUCCACGGUGACCUCUUAAACUCACCUACAGAAUCCUGUUAGUUUUAAGGUUGAGGCUGUCAGUGAAGUUUCUGGCCACGCUUCCACCUCCUCCUCCCCCACCGCCGCCCUCCCCCUCCCUCCCUCCCUCCUCCUCCGUGUUGAUAUCGCAACCGCUAGAGGUUUGAAUCCAGUCCCUGGCCUCAGACGCCGCCAUGCUGAGCUGAGAGACCGACGGACCGAACUUUGCCACGCCGCUCAUCUCCGCGCGCACCGGGACGCAGAGGGAAAAGGGCGCCUUCUCCGCGAAAGUCCUUCAGUCAUUUCCAGCUGCGUGAAGAAAAGGAAAGAGAAGUUUUAAUGAAUCAAUAUUCCCUAUCCGACGCCAUGACGGACAAAGGAAACUUCACGGUGCCGAAGUUGCCGGACUCCAAUAUGGGAUUUGGAGUUCUUGGAGUUUUUCUGGGACUGCUCCUAGAGGUGUCUACUCACGGACCCCACGCUGUGCCUCGAACCUCGUGGCGACACCAAGACUUGGAUCUGAUGGAGUUUUCGGAGCCCGGGAUCUUCAACUACUCCACGCUGCUGCUGAGUGAGGAGAGGGACGCGCUGUACGUGGGUGCGAGGGAGGCCAUCUUUGAGCUCAGCAAGAAGAACGUGACCGUGAGAAACAACAAGGUUGAGUGGACUGUCGAAGAGCGACCUAUGAGGAUGUGCAUGCUCAAAGGGAAAUCAAAAGAGAGGGACUGCCUGAACUACAUUCGAGUCCUGCAAGUUCUGGACAACGAGCAGCUGUACGUCUGCGGCACCCACGCCUUUCAGCCCAAGUGCGACCACUUGAACCUCGCUGACUUCACGCUGGAGGGUCGAGCGGCGGACGGCCGCGGAAAGUGCUCCUUUGACCCGUCCCAGAGCUUCACCACCGUCAUGGUUGAUGGAGAGCUGUACUCGGGGACGGCGUAUAACUUCUUGGGCAGUGAACCGAUCAUUUCCAGAUACUCCCCGUACCAGUCGCUGCUCAGGACCGAGUACUCAACAUCGUGGCUCAACGAGCCCAGUUUCGUUUUCGCCGACGUGAUCAGAGAAGGGAGGAACCAAGCAGACGGCGAGGACGACAAAAUCUACUAUUUCUUCACCGAGGUGUCGGUGGAGUACGAGUUCUUUGGCAAGCUGCUCAUCCCCAGGGUGGCGCGCGUCUGUAAGGGCGACCUUGGUGGACAGCGCACGCUGCAGAAGAAAUGGACGUCCUUCCUGAAAGCGAAGCUGGUUUGCUCCAUGCCUGAGCUCAACUUCGUCUUCAACGUGGUGCACGACGUCUUCAUCCUGAAAGGCACCGAGUGGAAAGACACGGUCAUCUACGGCGCCUUCACCUCCCAGUGGGGGAACGUGGGCUUGUCGGCGGUGUGCGCCUACAACCUGAGCGCGGUGGAGGACGUCUUCUCCAAAGGCAAGUACAUGCAGAAGGCCACGGUGGAGCAGUCGCACACCAAGUGGGUGCGCUACAACGGCAUCACUCCGUCUCCGCGCCCUGGAGCAUGUAUUAACAACCUGAUGCGGCAGCAGAACAUCAGCAGCUCGCUCCACCUGCCGGACAAGACCCUGCAGUUUGUGAAGGACCACCCCCUGCUGGAGGAUCCCGUGCUGCCCAUCGGCAACGGGCCUCGCCUCAUCACCAAAGACGUCAACUACACUCAGAUUGUCGUGGAGAGGGUCCAAGCCCUGGAUAAGAACAUUUACGAUGUCAUCUUCACCGGAACAGAUAAAGGAGUCCUACACAAGUCUGUGGUGUUUGACGGAGAAGUUCAUAUUGUGGAGGAGAUCCAGCUGCUGAAGGAUUCUGAGCCCAUCAAGAACCUGCUCCUGUCCUCCGAGACGCAGUCCCUGUACGCCGGCUCGGACUCGGGCGUCGUGCAGGCAGCCACGGCUUUCUGCGGGAAGCAUCCGUCCUGUGGCGACUGCGUUCUGGCUCGAGACCCCUACUGCGCCUGGGACCCCCGCGCCGCAGCCUGUGUGUCUAUACGUGCAGCCUCCAGCCAGCAUCUGGGGAGACUAAUCCAGAGUCUUAAAGGUGAUGCAGACAAGUGUCCCUCAGUACCAAACCCGCCUCGAAAGGACUACCAGCGUGUGACGGUGAUACCGGGGAGCUCCGUUGAGCUGCCGUGCCUCGCGCACUCCAACCUAGCGCAGGUCACGUGGAAGUCCAACGGCUCCGUUCUCACCGAAGCCUCUCGCUUCCACUUCUUAGGCGAAAGCGGCCUCCUCAUUUACAGCGUGGCCCCCGAGGAUCAAGGCCACUACGAGUGCUGGUCAGUGGAGUGGGCCCCCGCUGCCGGCAAGAACUUCACCCGCCUCCUGGCUGGGUACGUUCUGACUCUGGAUCUGCCUCCCGUGCCCCCACAGCGGACGGGCCCCGUCGCCACCACCACCCAGGAGACCUCGAGCGCGCACGCUGCUGAAGGUAAUGGUAAGGCGCUCAGAGCUCCACUAACUUCGGCCAUUGCCCCUCCCACCUUCACUGCCACAGUCCACCUUACCUCCCCGCCCCAGACUGACUCAUCACUAACCCCGCCCCCGAGCAGCCCAAGCAGGUUCCAACCGAAGCAUCAUCUUCCCCCAAGCGCCAGUGCUCCCCAUCCCGACAGCCAGGACCCUGCGGCCGAGUAUUUGCAGCACAACAACAGCGCCGCCCUCCUCUUCCUCUUCCUCCUGUUCUUCCUGCUCUUCCUGGCUGCACUGGCCUACAACUGCUACAUGCAGUACCUGCCGGCCCCUUGUCUGCGCAUGCGAGCCUCUCUGCUGGGCAGCCACAAGAGCGCCCCCCACCCCGAGUAUCACGCCUGCGAAGGGGCGGAGACGACGACGGCGGCGGCGGCGACGGACAAAAUCAACAUGAGCGAGCAGCCGACGCGGAACGGCAGCCAGACGAGCCAGAACCACCGGGUGCUCCGCGACACCGGGUACGAGACGGAGCCGGAGUGCGGCAACGGCCGGAUCCCGUCCCACAGCUUUGAAGACUACAGCCAGUGCCAGGAGAAGCCCUUCGACGUGGACUGCGAGUCGCAGUCCAUUCAGUUCGCAGAUGCAGACGAGCCUUGCUAGCGCGAAACCACGGUUCUGCCGGUUUGAGGAAGUGACUGUUCACAGGAGGUCGUGCUCCUGCGUCUGUGGUCGGCGCCAUCUGACGUUUGUUCGUUACACGGCUUAAGUCAGGCGUCUCGAACCCCUGUCCGAUUUCGGACUUUUGAUGAUGAAGCAGAAACUCGUAGAAGCUGCACCUGCUCAGCUUAGCCCAGCAAAUGAAGCUAUUUUCUGAGUUCCAAAUUGGAAACGUUCUUUACCAAAUUGGUAAGUUCUUGUGAUGUUUUCCAAAUUGGAAUAGUUUUUGUACAGCAAGUUAAAAAAAAACCUCUUCAAGCUUUUGCAUCUCUUUUUUUUUUUCUUUCAAAGCAGUUUGUAGGUUUUUGAACGUGGGUAAGCGCUUCAGCAUUUCAGUCAUUUCUCAGGGAAGCUUUGCUCAGUGUUGCAGCCUUGCUUUGCCGCGCAGGGUUGUCGCCUGCAGCACGUGACGCGUGGGCCCUAAUCUCACCCAGUGGGGCGGCAGUGGGGGCUCCGAAGGACAGAAAAGAAGAAGUGGACAUGUGCAGACUUGCAUGAAUCAAUAAAAUGCUGGAUUUAAACAAACCACUGUUGUGCAUCUCUGUCCUCAGUGACAGCGAGUCUCUAUUUAUGUUGUAAGUUCAUCCUCUGUGUGAAGCCGACAUUCCUAUGAACUCUGAUCCUCCAGUUUGUUAACCCGUACUAGUCACCUUCCCUCUUGUGGAUGUUGAUGUCACAAAGAAGCCCUGGAUACAAUCUGAAAUUAUUCUAAUUUAAGGACGUUUUUAGAACAAUGUCUACGAUGAGUCACAUUUGGUUCUUAUCAUUUAUUACUUUUGAGCCUUCGCCUUUGUUUAGUUAAUUUUAUUUAUUGCAACUCACUUUGUUUUUGAUCCUGUUGCUCAUUUCCUUCGUCCCCCUCUUCUGUGCAUGUCCUCCCUCAUUUGGAUUUCCACCUUUCCUCAAUAUUCUCUUCUCCAUCACUCCUUCCCUCACAGCCUCCUCUCCUGUCGACACUUCCUCUUCUUCCUCCUCCUCCUCCUCCUCAGCCAAGCCCCACAGUGUGGGUGCACGGGAGGCAGAGGUGAGACUGCUGCCUCCCCUGCUAAAGGACCAGGCUUGGGGGGUUCAUGCCCACGAGGCAUUCAUGCUCUUCUGCCUCGCCCUGGGUGAGUGGUGCCUGUGACAGUGACGCUGCUCCAAUCCCAAAACCAUAAUCUUGCUUGGUUAGGGAAGCUCACAUUUUUAACCCUUACUUUUGUUCUUCUUACUCAUUCUCUCACAUUAUUUGCAUGUUGCAUGACACCACUUCCAAGCAUAAACUAACAGAGCGCAUGCGUGCGGUUUUGGAUUUGUGCAACGCAGGGCUGACCUUUUGCUUUUUACACAUGAGAACUGUUGAUCUCCAUUUUAAGCAUCGCACAAGUUACCUAUAAAACGAAUGAAUGUUGAAGAAGCCUUUUUGUGUUCUGGGUGCAUCAAAAUUCUCAAAUCUGCGUCAGUGACUCAUGUAAACUUUGAACUUGGAGUCAUUCUCAGAGCAAAGUAUAUUAAGCUCAUACGUCUCAGUACUUUUACCUGGAUCAUUUUGUGCCUGUAAAUAUGUUUGUAUAUAUGGAAAAUAUCUUGAUGUACAUAAAUUUAGAAGGUUUUGGGGCUGCGGCUCGUUGUAGAGAAGCCAAAAUAAACUGUCAAAUACUUUCA
Betta splendens (Siamese fighting fish) is the source of this 4860-nucleotide messenger RNA. It is a transcript of the gene sema4d, whose product is annotated as sema domain, immunoglobulin domain (Ig), transmembrane domain (TM) and short cytoplasmic domain, (semaphorin) 4D. The transcript is spliced from 18 exons. The record is from RefSeq and is a predicted model, not a curated record. The coding region runs from base 421 to 3159 and encodes 912 amino acids. Gene Ontology annotation, biological process: positive regulation of cell migration; positive regulation of GTPase activity; axon guidance. Lineage: Eukaryota; Metazoa; Chordata; Actinopteri; Anabantiformes; Osphronemidae. Gene Ontology annotation, molecular function: chemorepellent activity; semaphorin receptor binding.